UCAGUGCUUGAAGUAACGAAUUAAAUCAAAAUGCGUUGGUUAUGGACAUUGCUCUGCCAUUCGGUCCUGCAAGCUGCUACAUCGGAAGACUACGCCAACAACACAUCCAUACAACUGUUCCAACAAUAUGUACAGAUCAACACCACCACUAACAAUGAUCUAACGCCUGCGGUAGAGUUUUGGACUACGCAAGCAGCAGAUGCGGGUGUGGAGAUGACAGUACUCAACUUCACCGAAGGGUACCCCGUCAUAGUGCUGAAGUGGCCCAGCACCAACUCCUCCCUCAGCAGCAUCAUGCUCAACUCCCACAUGGAUGUGGUGCCUGCUAGUGAAUCCGAUGGCUGGACCUACCCUCCGUUCUCCGCAUAUUUGGACGACGAGGGCGUCAUCUGGGGCCGAGGCACUCAGGAUAUGAAAUCCGUCUCUAUACAAUACCUGGAGGCUCUCAAAAAGCUGAAAGCCGACAAUGUCACUCUGCUUAGGGAUGUUUACUUGACUCUUAUGCCUGGUGAUUUAUUUUGUUAUCUAAAGUGUUUAGAUUAG
Molecule: messenger RNA, 543 nt
Organism: Pectinophora gossypiella (pink bollworm)
Lineage: Eukaryota; Metazoa; Arthropoda; Insecta; Lepidoptera; Gelechiidae
Product: aminoacylase-1-like
Exons: 4
Coding region: 31-543 (170 amino acids)
Molecular function (GO): aminoacylase activity
Source: RefSeq, a predicted model, not a curated record